This is a messenger RNA of Echinococcus granulosus, 681 nucleotides long. RefSeq names its product Histone H4. Bases 1 to 681 code for a protein of 226 amino acids. The transcript is spliced from 4 exons. NCBI's taxonomy places the organism in Eukaryota, Metazoa, Platyhelminthes, Cestoda, Cyclophyllidea, Taeniidae. Gene Ontology annotation, biological process: nucleosome assembly. The record is from RefSeq and is a predicted model, not a curated record. Gene Ontology annotation, molecular function: DNA binding; structural constituent of chromatin; protein heterodimerization activity.
AUGGCUUCCUGGGGGCACACAGCCAGUGUUGUCUGCCUCACCUAUGCCGAUUCUCUCCUCUACUGCGGUUCUCUCGAUAACGCUAUCUUAGGUGGGAGGGGUCUGGGAAUCGGUGGCGUUAAGCGUCACAGGAUGGUGUCGCAUGACCAGAUUCAAGGCAUCACAAAUUCCGCCAUCCGACGUCUGGCACGUUGUGGAGGCGUGAAACGCAUCUCUGGGGUCGUGUACGAGGAGACUCGUGGUGUGAUCAUUGACUUCCUGAAGAACGUCAUUCGCGAUGCCGUCACGUGCGCCGCGCACUCGAGACGCAAGACCGUCACUGCCACGGACGUAGUCUAUGCCCUCAAACGUCAGGGUCGUGUUCUCUACGGUUUCGGUGGCAAUGGGCGGACAGAUGGAGAAAUUGCGUCGGAUGUUGUGUGGACGCUGCAACGGCUCUGUUUAAGGGCACUUUUACACCAAAUUGCAGAUUGCAUUCGCGUUUUUCUGUUGCACCGACGCGAGAGACGUGGCGGUGCAUGGUCAAUGGCGGAACGCAUGGGCUUUGCUGUUUCUGCUGUUCUUCUUGUUGGUGAUGCUAGUGGUGGCGGUGAUGGUUUUGGUGGUGUUAGAGGUGGAGGUCCUUGGGUACAGCGCAGUAGUAAAGUGUACGUUGAGGAAGGAAAGUGGAAUAAGGCAUGA